Linum tenue is the source of this 165-nucleotide messenger RNA. The record is from the annotation of a GenBank genome assembly. Lineage: Eukaryota; Viridiplantae; Streptophyta; Magnoliopsida; Malpighiales; Linaceae.
AUGGAGGAUAAUGACAAGAGGAUGAAUGAGAACAUCCAGUCCUUGGAGGCUCGCGUUGUCAGCCUUAGCCGAAGCACUCAACAAGUAGAACUUCAUCUAACAUCUCUUGAUGAACGCUAUGAGUAUUUAAAUUAUAGGGUCGAUGCAUUUGAGUCAAUUGAUUGA